AUGAAUUUUUUUUCGAGAAAACCCAAUAUAAGGAGCACGAAAUCUGAAGUUCUCCACAAAGCAAACAACAAUAAUGUUAGCUGUAACAGUGUCAGCGGUAACAGUGUGAACGGCAACAAUGUCAUCGACAACAGCGUUAGCGGCAACCCUGUUGGGGGAAACCAUCUCAGCAGCGACCAGGUCGGUAGCAACCAGGUCGGCACCCACCAUAUCAACAGUCACCAUAUCGGCAGUCACAACGUAGGCCAUAACGGAAAAAUGCAAAAUGGCGCGGGAAGUGGCAAUUUCCUACUUGAAGAUAGCAACGGAUUCGCGUCCUCCAACUGUGACGCGGAUAAAAGGUCAGAAAUCCACUACAGUAACAAAGCGUACGACCCGCAGUAUAGCAUGUACAUGAAUAAAAUGGCAAACGGGGUGAGGUCUACAAGAAACCACACGUCUUCCCACAGAAUAUGUUCCCCCAGAUCGCAAUCCAUAAAUUUGUUCGCUCCAAAAGUGAAUAGGACAUCCAACAUAUCGACAAAUUUUGAUGACAGAUUGUCGUACAUUUCGUUUUACACCAAUAACAAAAAAAAACUGAACAAGACGCCCAUCCUGGAGUCUCAUGAUAGCUUCAAAACGCCGGCAAAUUCGCAGAUCGUCGAGCAAUCCCUAGACUUACUUAAACAUCUAGUCAAUCAGGAAAAUAGGGAGCAUUACUUAUCCGCGCAAGAGAAUGAUAGAAAAAAUAAAUUAAUAUUAAAACUAAUCGAUCAAGCUAAAAGAAAUGAUGAAAAAUCAGAACUUUCGCAAGCAGAAUGUGCCAGUAAUAAUUCCAUUGAUAAUUACCAAAGAAGAAUGGACAUGCUACAUUUAAAAUUUAUGAAAUUAAAAAAUGAAUAUUCCCAUCUUAACAACGAAAAUGUUCUCCUAAAAAAACAGAUAAGGAAUAUAAAAGACAAUUAUCAUAUGAUGAAUCCGAAAAGUGCUACUGUGUCCUUCCCCCGGGGACCCAUACAGGAGGAGACGCUUCGAAGUAAUGAUAGCGGGAACAGCAGCAACAUCAGCAAUAUAGGAAACCUCGGUAAUGUAGGCAACCUCGGAAACGUAGGCAAAAUCAGCAACCUUAAUAAUGAACACAACAUGAGACAGCAACAGGGAGGAAGAGUCAUGUUAAACAAAACGACAAGUAUUAACAGCAUACAAUCACCUGUGAUUCCCCCAUUCGAAAAAAAAAAAUUCGUAGACUGUCAAGUCCAAACUGAACCCACCUUAACGGCCCCUAUACCAAACAGGUCCGAUGAUACCAAAAUGGGAGGUUCCAAUUCAAACUUCAACGUGAGUGGGAACAAUUUAAAUUCCAACUUGCUAAAUGAUAAUUAUCUUAGUAAAUUACGAGAACAAAUCAGAAACGAAGUUACAGAAGAAAUCACAAACAAGUUAGAACAAAAAUACAAAGACGAACUGCUCAUGUUGAGACAGACCAUAGAGAAUAACAAGAGGAACAACCAAAAUCUCGCUGAAGAAAUUUCCAUUGAUAACCUUCUCCACAACACUAAGCAUAAACUGGAUGAACAAAUAAAUGAAACGAUUAACAAAUAUAAAAAUAGCCUUUUCGAUCACUUUAAGGAAUUAAUAAAUGCAGCUAGCGAGGGGGGGAAAAGUACAGUUCAGAUGGAUUGCAAGGGGGAUGAAAAUGUUAAUGAUAAAGUGAACAUGUCGAUGGAUAACUUUGCUUCCCUCUCCAUUAACGACAAGAUUAAUGAAUGCAUAAGCUUGUUUGAAAGUAUCACCCAGAAAAAAAUGAGCGCUAGAAAGAUAAAAGAGAAAGGGCUGAGCAACAGUAGUAGCAUAAUCAACGCCCUUAACAACAUCAACGCAGACAUAAACGACAUUGACGAUAUGAUCGAUAACUUGCAUUCAAAUAUCGGACGGACUCAUUUUUCGGACGAUGCAGAGAGCUGCCCAGAAGAAAUGGACCUUUUGGGGAAGGCCACUUCCGUUAGUGACGUUUUAGAGUUCGAGGAGGAGGCCAGUCCUAGAUCAUUAAGUGGAGCGCUUAAGAGUGGCGAAGAAAGCGAACUGAUGGAGGAAGUAACCACCGGCAGGGAUAAGGCGAGAAAAGCCCCUAAAAGGAGAGACAAAAGUGGGGAUAACAUUGACGGUCCAAUGCUCGUUCGUAGCGAUGUCAUCGCAUCGGUUCGUAGUGACCCUGCAGUCCCUGCCGCAAGCGAUGGUGGAACAUCGAAUCGCAAGGGAAGAAAUAGGACCGAGGGAGAGCCCUCUCACAGGAGUAACUUCCACGUGGAUAGCCCCCCACCCGAUGACAAGAUUGACCUGAUGGCCAAUAUGACAAUGCAGAUUAAUCCUUAUUUGGAAGAGACAGAUGAGGGUAGAGAAGAACAUUCAAGCAAGGUAAGAAGUAAAAAUGUGAAUAUGAUGAUGCUUCAUUCGGAGAGUGGCAUGGCAAGUGGUAAUCAUAUCGGCGUGCAUUCCGAUCCACAUUCCAGUGUGCAUUCCGAUGUCCAUUGCGAUGUCCAUUGCGACGUACUAGCGGAUCAUAACGCGCGGGGGGAGCCAAAUGGCCACUUCAUCCAAGCUCCCCCAGCUGCCUACAACACGGGGUACACUGUAGAAGGUAUGGCGGAACCGAGUUUUCACCAUGAGCAGAUGUUCCAUAGAGAGGAAAGCCCUCAUAACUUAGAACCGAACGAUAACAAUGCGUGUGCGAAUCCCAAGGGGGACUUCCCAAAAGGGGAAGACAACGAAGAUAUACCCACACAGUCGACUGAUGAGAAAAGAAAAGAUAGCAUAGACGCUGAAAAGGAAAAAAAAAAAAGCAAAUGGAGAAAUAUUUUCUCCAGCAAAAAAACGAGAAAGAAAAACCUAAGUGACAAUUUCGGCAAUGACACAGAAUUGUGGUCCAAAAAUGAAAGUGAUGAGAAGAAUAUUAAAGGCAACCCCAAUGAGGAAAACUUUUACAACAAUACAAACGGUACUAUAGCGAAUAACAGCUUGUCCAAUAAUGUGCAAAUUGAGGAAGGGGAAAUGGACUUCAUAACGAAUGGGGUAAAUGAUCCCAAGCAAAUUGAAAUCCACACUGACGUAUAUACAUUUGCAAGUACCGGUUAUCCAGCUGACCAGCCGUUUAUGCACCCGUCAGGAGAUGGAAACGGAAUGAAGGCUCCAAAAACUGCAUUCAGAGUGAAUAAGGCAGACGAAAAAUUAAACCACAACGAUGCCAAUGGAAUGAUGAAUAACGCUUUGGCAGUAAAUCGUACCAGUCAUCACUAUGGCGGAUACACCACUCACAGAAGUAACGACAACCAUUUCGACGGUAAGGAAAAGUUUAACCACCCUGAAACCAACCCUUAUGAUGGUAACACCAGUAGAGCUCAAAUGAGCCCAUUUAAUCGCGAAAAUGAUGAAAAUCCAGAAACUAAUAACACGUAUAGUGCAUCAAAUGGAAAUAAUCCAUACAUAUAUCAAAGUAAUAACGAAACAAAAAAUGGACCUAAUUACAAUGCCAAGGGUGACUACGGAGUUAACUGCUCUGUAUAUUCGUACAACCGAGAUGCUAAUAACAAAACGGGUUUUCCCCUACCAAGCGUAGAAAGAUAUGAGGAUAAACCAUUUUAUAUGGAACAAAAUAACAGUAUACAUAUUAUGAACAAUAAUGAGAAGGUGUCUCGAAAUGAUAACUUCCUAUUUAUAGAUAAUAAUAAUAAUGCAUUUGCAAAAUCAACAGAGACUUAUCAAAAUAACCAAACUUCGAACUUCGUCAAUUUUUACCUUGACGAUGUGGAUGGUAAUAAAGUAAAUAGCGGAUUGAAUAGCGCAGACAAGGUGAAUAACCAGUAUGAUUUUUUUUACAAUUUGAGCGAGCCCAAUGGAGCAAGGCAGCAAUACACCCCUUGGGGACAACAAAACAGCAAGACCGCUUGCAUAAACAGCUACAACGGGGAAGGCCAGUUUGGUGAAACGACUGAGAGAAGUGCUCCAAAUUAUUACAGCAAAACGGACAACAUAAAACGAGUAAAUAGCAAUGUAAUAAAUACAGCGAAACACCCCACCAGUGAUUUCUCGCAGAAUGGCCAAGUCAAAUUAUCCACGAAGAGCGAAGUGCACUAUAACUCAUUCAAGGCACAAAAAAAUAAAGCAAAAAAAAAUUUAGAAGACCUUUUUGCCUAG
This is a messenger RNA of Plasmodium inui San Antonio 1, 4170 nucleotides long. RefSeq lists its product as hypothetical. The record is from RefSeq and is a predicted model, not a curated record. Bases 1 to 4170 code for a protein of 1389 amino acids. The transcript has a single exon. Lineage: Eukaryota; Apicomplexa; Aconoidasida; Haemosporida; Plasmodiidae.